GGGGACCAAUAUUGAUGAUGCACUGGUGUUUUACUUCCAUUGUGGCUUUUUUAUUUGCAUCCUUUUAUUUUUGCAGUGAGAACCUUUUUUUUGUUUGCUUUUUAAUUCUUUCACCUCUUUUUUUGUGUGUCGUUAACUUCCGUUGUGGCUUUUUUUUUUGCAGUGGGCUUCGGUUUCUUUCUUUUUUUUUUUUUUUUUUGCAUUCUUUUUUUUUUAUUUGCAGCAGUGGCGGUUCUUGGCCACUGUAGUGAAUCGCUGGUACUUCAAAUAAAGAAACAACCGUCAGUGAAAAAUUGAAUUCAGAAGGGAACAAUAUAACAAGAAUAAGUUUAUAGUCCAUAGUAUGAGGAUCACAGACGCUGAAAUGCUAAAAUAAAUUAGAAUAAAAUACCUGACUAUUUCAAAACAAGUUCUAAUAAAAGGUAUUCAAAACUGUUGCUUCAGUAUACAGGGAAAAGCGAAGUUAAUAGAUCUUUUUUUUUUUUGUAAAGGUUGUUACAGGUUAGUGAAAAUAGCCUACAAAACCCUGUCCAGUUGGUGGCGGUAAUGCGCCAUUUAGUUGUCUGUAAACUCCCAUUGAAAAAAAAAAAAUGACCGGAGAAGAAGAAGAAGUUGGUGAGUUAUCGGAAUUCCGAGGUUCCUUGAAGGGGACAUGAAGAUAAACAGACGCACACCAUGCAGACGAUCGGGGUCCACGGCGCUACGAAUGACCUAACCAGCUAACAAACGGGGAUUUUAUCAGAAGACAACAUCCCUCUGAAUCUUAAUUCUGUGUGUCUGCGUAACUAGGAUCAGUCAGGUAAGUAAAUAUGUUCCCGACGCCCUUGUUAGCUAACGUUAGCUCCUGUAAGCUAAAGUUAACUCUGCCGUUAAAGUUAGCUAGCCUAACGUUCCCAAAUGUCGUAUUUCUGGACAUAUUAACAACCUCAGAGGACCAAAUACUGUUUUAUUUUUACACUACUUAAUCCAAUUUUAUCAUACAAUACACAAAAAAGCUGCCAACUGCUAAACUGAAUAAAGUGUUGUGAUCUAUUUGAUGAACUUUGACAUUAUCGUUACGUUAUUAUUAAUUAUGUAAGACUCGGGCCUUUGUUGAGAGCUGAGACGGGGACGUUCGUCAUUAAACACAAUAACUGUGUCGGUCUGGGACUAACAUCAAGUUAAGACAUGUUUUUAUGAAUGCAACAUAUUAGAAAUCUAAUGGCUUUACAUAAUAGGUCUCUUCAUUAACAUUAGAACAAGUUCAGGUGCUGUAAGGAAUUAUAGAUAAAACAGUCUUACUGAACAUUAGAGGGAAUUAAAAGAAGAUAGGCGAGGCAAGAUAUAGAAAUAUGACAGUAGGCAACAGUGGGAUUGUGGAUAUAUUAAAUAUGCAUCACUUACAUUUGAAAUAUUUUGAUCCUAAAUCUUAAAACAUGACAUUUACUAAGGGAAGAAAAGAUGUGUGGAACUAAAAUGAAAAUUAAAUCAAAUUAUGGUUUUAGUUAAAGCACCUAACUCGCAUGUUAAACCCUCAGAGGCCCCCUGUGGUUAAAGCAGUACUUAAUAUACCUUCACAGAAUUUUCUACAAGAUGUCCAAGUAGUAUCACCUGACCCAAAAUCUCAUCCUGCUGGCUUUUAAGUACUAAAUGUGUCCCAGAAUCAUGGAUGUUUGUCUGCAGAAAAUAUUGCUUAAAAGUUGGAUAAACAGCUGAUGGGGGGCUCAGGGCUCAGAGUGGAUUUCACAGGAGUUGCACACUGACAUUGAUUUGAGAGUAAACAUUGUUUAAGGUUAAAGAUAAGCGCUGACAUGUUAUGGUGUGUUUCUGUGUUCGCCUGGAAGGUUCAGAGCAGACUGAAGAAGCAGAAGAGCAUGUGUGCCUUUGUUUUCCAGUUAUAAAAUAUUUAUUUUUGAUAUGAUUAAACUGGGUGGGAUUGUGUUGUUGGGACAGGGUGUUUUAUCGCCUGUCAGAGUGAAUUUGAGGUGGAAGUUUGUGAGUCACAGAAAAAAGCCCCUCCUUAAUUUCAUUACAAUCUUGCAAAACUUCUGCUUUCUGAAACCAUUUCAACCAUUUUCACCUCAUUCCUGUUUCUGCACAAAUCUCAGCUGUAGGAUAUCAGAGUUGAAUUCAUUCUGAGCUUUUUGUCACCGUCUCUGUCUCCGUGUGUUCAGCCUCUCACUUUGACAAACACGCACCGUCAGGAUGGUGUCGUACAAGCGGCUCAACCCUGAAGAUAUUCAGUUUUCCGGCGCUCUGCUGUCAGAGGAGCCUCGCUCUGUGCGGGAGGAGAUUUCAGUAAGUGCAAAUGUUUUCUUCUUUUUCUGCCUCGAACCAUCUGCAGAGCGUAAGAUCUUUUCGUGACCUCCAGUCUGUGCUGCAGAGAAUUCAGAUCUCGGCUGUCAAAGCUCUGGGAAGUUUUCAGACUCCACUGUCUCAGUCUCACUUUUUCACUGUUCAAUUGUGCUCUGUACGCCUUCUCAGGAGCUUAAGGGAUAAUCCAGCUGCCUGAUAGUCUGAAAAGAAAUCUGCUAAUUUGGAAAUGGGUCUAUUGUUCCAGUUCCUUCUCAUACAGAUGCGCUGAGAUUUCUCAAGUAGCUCUUUUUUAUUGAGCUGUAUGAUUUGGACUUUUUGUUUUACUAAGGCAAACUACGUCAAGGUGUGUGUAGACUCUGUAGAAACUCUGUAGAAAUGGAAGAUUUUAAUCCUAGAUUAUUCCCUGCCUCAGUCAUUAUCAUGUCACACUUGAAAACAUUUCCACUAAGACUCUUAUGAUAAUGUUUUAAGGUGCCGGAGCAAGAGGAAGCUACUCUGCUUCCACGGCGGCCCACAUGCUCCGUCACCACCAGCCUCCUGGUUCUGGGUUUCCUGCUCCUGCUCCUCUGUGGAGGCUGGCUGCUGGGCUCCAUGUUCUGGCUUCACAGGCCGUCCAACAAAGACCCGCACAGACUUCCGUCACCAGCCGCUGCACCGACACUCGAGUACAAUCAAAAGAAGGAGAAAGGACUGAACGACACCGCUUCCGCUCUUCGCCGCGAGGCUUGUUCUCUGAUCCCUGAAGCGUGGAGGUUUGAUUGUUACCCUGAGAGAGGCGUGGUCGUGACCCAAGACCUGUGUGAGGCCAGGAACUGUUGUUUUAUCCCAGCGUCAGGGAGGAAUGGGAUCCCCUGGUGUUUCUACCCUCCGGAUUUUCCCUCCUACUCGCUUGUGUCAACAAACGACACCUCCCUGGGAGUGAAAGGUACGCUGGUGAAGGAUGUGAAGACGUACUACCCGGCAGACAUCCUCACUCUGGAUCUGGAGAUUCGCUAUGAGACGGACACACGGCUGCGUGUCAGGGUGAGUGAGAGUCCAAUAACUGUUUCUGUUUCACGGUAAAGGCUCUUUGACUCAAAUGUCAAAAUAACAGAAAAAGUCGCCUUAAGCUGAAAUGUUCUUCUUCAGAGCUUCAAUAGAUCCUCUUUUUUCAGGGCCAGUACAGAUACUGACCAUCAGGGAUCGAUAAUUCCUGUAGGGGACAUAUGUGCAGUGACGGUAAAAUUGAAAACCUUUAUGUAGGGCUGCACGAUUCAUCGAUUUUAAAUCGUAAUCAGAUUAUUUGAUUAUGACGAUGUUAAAAAAAUUAAAAUCGUCAAAUCGAUUUUCCUCUCUAUCGUCUCGCGCCUCCAGGCUAAGGUAGGCUCCCUAGUUCCCACACACACCAGUGUAAACAAACAUGGCGUUUGCAAAAGAAGCCGAUAAUUUUGUGGUUAAAUAGGACAAGAGCGAGUCAGUCGUGUUGAAUUGGUACGACUUCACAGUUUUAGAUGAAGAGCAAACCACUCCCCGCUGUGAAGUCUGUCUGAAGGCGGUAUAAACCCGUCACCAUGGAGACGAAUUCAGCAGUAAACGCAAAAGUUUUUUGUCGUAUCGGCGUUUCAUCCACACGGAAACGGCGUUUCGGGUAACUGUAAACUGUACUUUUUGAAAACGGGUCAGAGAGUGAAUAAAUCUGUAAACAACGACCAUUUCACCUCCGUGUGGAUGUCUAUCUGCAUCUCUGGAAACGAUCAUGUGACACACAGAGUAACUCUGUUAUGGCGCCAAAACAACCUUCUUUCACAUGCUCUGUACUCUUCUUCUGUCUUUUAUGCAUUUCCUCUACAGCGUUACAGCGCCACUUACUGGCUUGGCAUAUGAACUACAUCUUUUUCAGCGGUUUCGUUCUGAGAGAUGAUAGAAAAACCUUUUUAGUAAAGUGAAGUUUAGUGAAGUUGCCACUGCAUAAAAAAAAAAUCAAAAUUGAGUCUUCAGAGAAAGAAAUCAAGAUUUUAUUUCCGUCCCACAUAUAAAACCAGACAAAUGCAGCUGAUGUGAACGUAGAUCGUGUUUUCUCUCUUCAAAGCAGAUUAUUUGUGUUUGAUUAUUCGACUAAGCGCUCUACAUGUCCAGUUUGAAUAGUGAAACAUCUUUUUUUUGGCCAAUGAAAUGAAGUUAUGGUGUUUCAGAGAGUCUUACAUAAUUAAAGCUAUCGUCGUCAUCAUUUAUGAGAGAGGGCGUCGUAUUUUAACCACCAAGCUCUGUCACUGUGUACAGAGGUCUCACAGACCCACAGCUGUUUGAUCAGGAUGUGGGUGUAAAGGUGCAGUCAUAAAUUCUUCGAUCAGAUCAUUUAGUUUUAUUACAGAGCCUGUAAACUGUCUUAUUACUAACGGUUUAUGUCAUCUUCUUCCCUCCAGGUUACUGACCCCUCCAGUCCUCGCUUUGAGGUGCCGAUCCCGGUCCCCACCGCCACCAAGAAGGCGGAAAGUCCAGAUUACACGGUGGAGCUUUCGAAGACGCCGUUCGGUCUCAUUGUGAGGAGAAAAUCGACGGGGAUGGUGCUGUGAGUCUGACUUUUCUGACUGCAUCAGGGCGGCUAAAGAUCUCAGUCAGCUAUGGUUAAAAACAAUCACAGUGUAAUCUUACAAUAAACCACAUCAUGUCAUGUCUCCUGAUAGUCUGAACACCACCGUGGCUCCACUCUUCUACGCCGACCAGUUCCUCCAGCUCUCCACCUCCCUGCCCAGUCAGUUCAUUUAUGGCCUGGGCGAGCACCGCUCCACCUUCCUGCACGACGUCCACUGGAACACGCUCACCAUGUGGGCCAGAGACGUGCCUCCGACGGUAUGACGGUGAUCGCUUUUAUUCAGUUUAUUUAUGUUACGAGAAGACUCAGAUAUGAACCUGUACCUGGUCUUAACCCUUAAUCCUUCCUUAGUAUGAGCCUCUGGUCUCCUGUUCUGAUUCCUAACCUUAAAGAGGAUCUUAGAGUGAAACAGAAACUCUCGCUCAAAUGUGAUCGAAGGAAAAAAACAAACAUGGAGACAGACCGUCGGGUCAGAUGGUUUCACUUCUGCUUUUUACUGUAAAAAUGAACAAGAAGGUGUCGACACACGUAUGACAAACAAGUUUAAAUCCCACUAAUAAUAACAGGAUUAAUCUGAAGAUUUGGACCAAAUACCAGGAGCAUCUCACAGUCAAAUCACAUCUGUUUCCAAUAACAUGAGGAGAGGACUCGAUUUUGUGUGAGCACGCGCUCUACAGUAGCUCUCUGCUUCACAUAACAAAAGAAUUAUUAAAUAAAUGAAUAAAAUACAGUUUUUCUUCUUGAUACUCGCUGACCGGGUCAUCGUCUCAGGAAAGAGGUCAAAGCUCGGAGGAAAUUACCCCGAACUCUGGACGGCUUCCACCUUGUGUUCUGAAACCCUGUCUGUCAAGAAAACGUCUUUAUUUGUCCACAACAACCUCAAUAUGAGAGACGACUCUCUGUUACCUUUCGGGUAUGAUGAGGCCUUUUUGUUUUUUUAAAGGGGGGGUUAACCACAGACUUAAAAAUAGCAGUUAAUGAUGUUAAUCUUGGCGGUACAAAAACAUGGUGCUCAGCAGGUACAGGGAGGAAGAAGAGCUUCGAUUAUCGGGUGUUUUUAUGAAUGAUUAAUUUACCUUUUUUAACACUAUUUAUGUUCUUUUUUUUUGUUAGUUGUUAUAUUAAGAGCUUUGCCUUUCGGCUCGGCUCCCUCUUCUCCACGACAGAUCUGUGCAGCGUCCGCAUCACUGCUGACGCCGCACCAGUACGUCUGUCGAUCUCCCGCUCCAUUCUUUCCUCAUUUAUGAACAGGACUUCCUCGACUUAGGCCGGGAUCUGAACCCCCUCAACACCCUGGCUGCACCUAGAAAUUCUGUCCAUGAAAGUUGUUAAAAAGAUCGGUGAGAAAGGGCAGCCCUGGCAGAGCUCUGGCACCGAUAGUACAGGGAACAAACAGCCCGUAUAAUAGUGCCCGGUACCCUAGACUCCUGAAGAGCCCCUCGCAGGAGUCCCCAAAACAAAUAAACCAAAGCCUAAUGAUCAUUUUUAUCAAGCUAUGGUGUUCUAUCUUAUACGAGUCAGUGUCAAAUAUAAGGUCUUUUAUUUUAAAUGUGCGUUAUCGACACACUUGGAUUGGACUGAGUUUUUCUCCCCCUCCUCAGACAUGUCAGAUCACAUCCGUCUCUUGUAUUUCUUUAGGAGCAGACAAACCUGUACGGAGCCCACCCGUUCUACCUGGUGAUGGAGGACGGAGGAAACGCGCACGGCUUCUUCCUGCUCAACAGCAACGCGAUGGGUGAGUCUGCGGGACGCCCUGAAACCUUCGCUUCAGGUUUCACACGUCUGAGCCGUAAAAAACGAGGAGAUUAAUAAAGUGUCGCAACCGUUCUGAGUAAAAGAUUAAGCAAUUUAUGGAAACAGAAGUUCCCAUCAGGAAUUUCAGCUUUGUCAGGGUCGCAUGACUGCAGCAUCGGAGCGGUUUCACUUCACAGGAGUUCAUUUAGAGUUCAGGCUGUUUUCAUAAGAACAGAGGAAGAGGGUUGUUCAUUGGAAACUCGGUCAAAGUCUCAUUUCAUUCAUUUCAUUUGAUAUUCAUUAUGAGGAAAGUGUCUGAAUCUCCCCCUCUCUUCAUCAGACGUGGCCCUCCAGCCAGCUCCUGCUCUCACCUGGCGUGCGAUCGGAGGAAUCCUCGACUUCUACGUUUUCCUCGGCCCUGAUCCGGGUGCAGUGAUUGAACAGUAUGUGGAGGUCAUAGGUCAGUAUCCUGGGGGUGUGGGACGGUUUUGUCUCAGAGUUUUACGGCUUUAAAAACACAUUUGUUUCUUUUGGCCAAGCGGCUGUUUCAGAGCUGAACUGUUCUUGGUGUUCCAGUUCACAGGAGCGACUUUAGUGAAACGUUUGAGCUGAUUUUCCUGGAAGAAAAAAAGUUUGAAUACUUGUUUUUGAAGGUGGAUGUGGUGUUAGCUUCAGGUUUUUGUACUUUAAGGUCCAUUCAGGAUCAGAUUUCUUUCCUUUUUCUCUCUAAAAGGAAAGAUCUUUGUAAGGAUGCCUAUCCCAUGGUCCACAUGGUUGUUGUAAUGUGAACGACCACACAAAAAGAUCGGAUUUAACAAAAAAUCUGUAUUGUGCAUCAUAACCUGCAGUGUGAACGCAGCGUAAGUUUUUGUUUCUUCUUUUUUAUCCUCUUUUUUCCUCCACAGGUUUUCCAGCGAUGCCCAUCUACUGGGCUUUAGGCUACCACCUCUGUCGUUGGGGCUACAACACCAGCGACUCCACCCUGGAGGUCGUGAAGAGAUUGAGGGAUAACAGGGUACCCCAGGUAAAACCGACCCAGAAGACCGUUUAUUUGUGUUUGUCACAUGACCGCUUACUCAUCAUUUCCCAUUUACAGGAUGUCCAGUGGAACGAUAUCGACUACAUGGACCGCUUCAUGGACUUUACUUAUGAUCCAAACAAGUUCGCCACUCUGCCGGACAUGGUCAAAGACCUGCACGCUCAUGACCAACGCUACGUCAUCAUGCUGGUACUCCAGAGUUUGUGUUAACCUUAACCCUUUGGUUCCUGUUAAUUUGAAGCUCCAUCCAGCUGACUUUGUCCUCAAAAUGGACAUGCAGAUAAGGGUUCAUAAAAUAAUCUUUUUUUUUUUUGCUUUUUUUGACUCAAAAUUCUUAAAUUCUUACUUGUAGCACAUAAAGUUUCAUUCAAUUCUGAUGAUGUUUCGUAAAUGAAAUAGCGCUUCAAACACUCUCAGUCCAUGAAUGAAGACUUGAGUGCGGGGUACUGAAGGGUUAAAAUUAUCUGUUAUGUUCGAAAGUAAAAUGUAGAGCCGUGGUGAUUGAGUGACUGCAAAAAACAGGUUGCAAAAUCAUGUUAUGGUGCCAUAAACACAUGUUCAAAAAAUGUGUUUUUAAUGGAGGUCUCUUGUCCUUUUUGUAGACUAAGUAUGGUGGAUGGAGCUGAAAUGCUGCGAUCGAGUUUUCUCUUGGCGACCCUUUUUUAAGAAUAAGAACUCUCACCAAAUUGAAUUCCCAGAUCUUAAAAAAUGUGACUGUCAGCUCAAAAUAAAGAUGAACAAAAAUGAAAACUGUCCUCACAAUGGACACAGUAGAUACCAGUAGAAACCUGUGUGUGAUCCCUCUUUUGGUUUGUUUGGUGUGACUUCUCCGUCUCCUCCUGCAGGACCCCGGCAUCAGCAGCACCCAGCCUGAGGGGACGUACUGGCCGUUUGACGAGGGGCUGAAGAGAGACAUUUUUAUCAAAGACGCUGAAGGAAAAACACUCAUUGGAAAGGUGAGAAACUGGACCUUGUCUAAAGUUUCACAAACAAGAUUAUCCCCACACAAUGCUGCUUUUCUGUGUGUGUGAAUUCAUUCAGUCUGUGCUGGAUUAACCGAUAAAUGCCGUGUUUACAUUCUCGGUUUUAUGAGUGACAGAGUGAAUAAUUAGCAAUUACGAUUAGAUAUGAUUUAACAGCCAAAAUAAAACAUUGCAUUGAAGCCUGAGGGGCAGAAGUGUAACUGCAGAGCAGCAGCAGCAGCAGGUAUGUGCAGCACCUCCCUUUAUCACCACAUUAAGCUCAUUUUUCCACCUGCUUCGGACUCUGGAUUUCACGCCUUUGUCUAACAUCGAUAUCAGACUUCCACAGAAAAGCCAAAUCACACAAAGUCAGAGCGGGGUCUACUGCCAAGUCUGACAAACAAAUUCAGGAGAGAAAAUAUUUGUACAAAAAAAAAAAACAGAAGAAAAAACAUAGUCAGAAAAAUAGAAAGAAGAAAAAAAUUUAUCCAAACAGAAAAAGAAAAAUUUGUCCAAGAAACAGAAAGAUGAAAAAAAAAAACAGUAUGAGAAACAGACAAAAAAUUGUCCAAAAAAAAAGAAAGACGAAAUAAAUAUUUUGAAAUAGUACAAAACAACAGGAAUUUUUUUUUUUUUUCGAAAAACAGAAAGAGGGGGGAAUAUAUUUGUAUGAAAAAAUAGAAAGAAGAAAAAAAAAUUAUCCAAAAAGAAUAAGAAAAAUUUGUCCAAAAAACAGAGAAAAAAACCAAUGAAAAACAGAAAAUAAUUUGUCCAAAAAAUUUUAGUAAAAAAAAAAAACAAGAAAAAAAUAGUAGAAAAACAGAAAGAAGAAAAAAAAAAAGUCUGAAAAACAGAAAGAAAAAAAAUACUCAAAAACAGUUUCCUUUUCUCUUUAAUUUUCUUUAUUAGUGAAUGCAGUUCACUUCUGUAGAGAAUAAAGCAGAGUUAGACUUACUGACAUCAGUUUUUAGAAAACUCCAACAACCCUCGGUCCAGAUUUCUCUCUUGUUCCUCAAACCUGAAGAGGGUAUGAGCGGUGAAACAGUUUGUCUCCCCCUGCAGGUCUGGCCCGGUCUGACAGCAUAUCCAGACUUCUCUGAUGAAGCGACACACGAGUGGUGGUACGACAACCUCAAGAGGUUCUACGAGAAGGUCCCGUUUGACGGGCUGUGGAUCGUAAGUGUGGACUCAGACUGUUCUUACGAGCUCCUCCUGUGUUCGAUGAAAUCGUGUCAGUGACUUUUGACGUGUUCGUUUACAGGAUAUGAACGAGCCGUCGAAUUUCCUGGACGGGUCGACCAAUGGCUGUCCAUCAAACAGUCUUGAAAAUCCUCCUUACACACCCGGUGAGAUGAAGAAUCUGAAGUCUACAUCACACCUCGAACCUCACUUUUACUCAGACCUGAAACGAUCUCUAAUCUUUCCCUUCAGGUGUGUUGGGAGGUUUGCUGAGAUCCAAAACUUUGUGUGCCACCUCUCAGCAGAAGCAGUCCACCCACUAUAACAUCCACAGCCUCUAUGGACUCAUGGAAGCGAAGGCUUCUGCAAGGUAGAGACCCGUGACACACCCGAAACCACCGAACACUAAAAACUUAAAGAGUUCAUCAAACUGUCUUCGUCUCUCUUCUUGUCUUUGUCUCUGUCCUCCCCUCCAGCGCUCUGAAGAAGAUCAUCCCGAAGAGACCGUUCAUUAUCUCCCGCUCCACCUUCCCCAGUCAGGGGGCGUACUCUGGGCACUGGCUGGGGGACAACAGGAGCCAGUGGAAAGAUCUCUACACCUCUAUAGCAGGUUUGCUCAUUUAGACUCCAGCGUUUGAAGUUUCUCUUUAAUAUUUGGUUAAACUUUUAAAAACUUUUGUGGACCUAAAAAGAGUUUCACCAACUCUGCAGAGAUCUCUGACUUCCUCCAGCCUCUCACGACAGAAACCCGAGAAAACAGACUCAAGAUAGAAACAGACUUUUAAAGAGGUUUAUGAAACAUCGACGUUGCUGUGUAACCCAUCAUUCAAGGCUUGUGUGAUUUUUAAAGAUGUGUUGUUAGCUUUUAUUUGGCAGUUGUACAUUUUAUUGCCCUCACUACUCUGUACUUAGUCUGUCAGCAACAUCCCCAUGAAGCAGACCAGAGUCUCUUAUUUUUAACUUUCCCUUUAACCGUGUGUCUCUCUCUCUUGCUUAGGUAUGUUGACCUUUAACCUCCUGGGCAUCCCGUUAGUCGGAGCGGACAUCUGCGGCUUCAGCGAGGAGCCGCAGGAGGAGCUCUGUAUCCGCUGGACGCAGCUGGGAGCUUUCUAUCCCUUCACACGCAACCACAACGCCAUCGACAUGAAGGUACGACCUGAAAAUCACCUCAACUCUGCAGGAGUUAUAGUUGUAGUUAGAGCUGGGCGAUAUGGCCUCAAAUCAAUAUCACGAUAUAUUGAUCAGUUCCCCUCGAUAACGAUAAAUGGACGAUAACUACUCCAGAAGCUGCUCACCCCUCCAACAUUAACUUCGUCUACUUUAGCCGUUCAAACUUUUGAACCGACCUCCAUCUCCUCACCUGUCACCUGGAUGGAGUGGAGUCACGUAAAUUUUUGGUUUAUCGCCCAGCCCUAGUUGUAGUUUAUCUCAAACAUCCUUAAUUUUCAAAAAGAGCUCCAUACCAAUGAAAAUGAAGGAUUGAAGCAGAAAAAAAAACUGUUUUGAUUUGUUGAAUUUUUCAGCCUCAGGACCCGACUGCAUUCAGCCCUUCUGCGAACACGGCCAUGAAACAAGCUCUGCUGCUGCGUUACUCCCUCUUCCCGGUCCUCUACACCCUCUUCCAUCACGCGCAUGUUCACGGACACACUGUGGCGCGGCCUCUCAUGUUCGAGUGAGUCAUACUGUUCGAUUUAACUCAAGCUUAUCUCAUCGACACACGCGCUAACUUGACUGUUUCCUUAAGGUUCCCGAAAGACGUCAGGACGUACGGCAUUGACAAACAGUUCCUGUGGGGGAAGAGUUUAUUGGUGACACCGGUGUUGGAGCCUGGGGUCAAUUAUGUCAACGGCUACUUCCCAGAGGGUCUGUGGUACGAUUAUUACACGGUAAGACCCUCACCUGGUUUUGUAGUGAACACAGAGGCUGUGGACGGUACUCUUAAAGUCUGAUGUGGUGAUUUUAUUCUCAGGGCGACGCCGUUCACAGUAAAGGAGAAGAACUUCGACUCGGGGCGCCUCUGGAGAAGAUCAACCUGCAUCUGCGUGAGGGCUCAGUGAUACCAACACAGGUCAAUAAAAACAGUUAGAGCUGAUGUUUCCUGAAGGUUUACAGGCUUGAACAUUUCCUCUGUUCUGUCAGGAACUAGAUUCACGUAAACGUACAUUUUAAACUUUAAUAACUUCAUGUUUCCUCACAUUCUGGUCCAGUUUUUGGCACUAGAAUCUUCUAACUCUUAUGACAAUAAAUGUCCUGUUUUUUGUCUGUUCCACCUUAAAGGCGCCCAACCUGACCCUCUGGGUGAGCAGCGGUCAGCCCCUCCAUCUGGUCUCCGCUCUCUCUGAUGACGGUUCAGCCAGCGGGGAUCUGUUCUGGGACGACGGAGAAACCAUCGACACUUAUGAGACUGAAAAAUACGCCUAUAUCGUCUUUAAUGUCGCUGAGGUGCUCAAACUUUCAAACUUGACUUUUUAUCCCCUAACAGAAAAGAAAUUCACCCUCAGUGUUUGUUAUUCACAUUCAACUUUGAGGUGGUUUUAGUUUAGAUAGAUAGAUAGAUAGAUAGAUAGAUAGAUAGAUAGAUAGAUAGAGUAUGUCUGUAUAAAUACAGACAUACUGAAUUUUGUGUAACUCACUUCUCCACCUGUUUUCUAUUUUUUUUUUGAAGAGCGUGAUGACGUCGCAGGUGCUCCGCAGCAACGUGGAGGCCACGUACAUCACCGUGGAGACGGCCACUUUUUACGGCGUGAAGACGAAGCCGAGCAGAGUGUUGGUGAACUCCAGGGAGGCAGCGUUCGUCUACAAAUCCAAUCAGGUGAGGUCAGGGAUGAAACGCUACAAAGAGGUGAUGAGGUUUUAUGUCGCAGAUCUGGUAGGGGAUCAAAUUUAAAGAUGGUUAAAACAAGUUUUUUAUCAUUUUAUCUGAUUUGCACCAAGAAGACGCAGUGAUUCGAUUCCAACAUCUUGAUGCAUGUCGUGGCUCUGAAAUCUUAAAGGUGGGGUAGUCAGGAUCUGAGUUAGUACCAGUUUUUGGGAGAAAUCUUGAAUGUAAACUCUACCCCUCCCAACCAGUUUUCCCCUCAGCUCCUCCCCUUCCUCUCUUAAGCCCCGCCCACAAACAGACGCUCCUGCUCGCUCGUAUCGUUCCAACUAAAUUCAGAUAUAAUGCAGAUAAAUACUUCAGAUUGUUACAAAUGGGGCCCAGUCAAGGUGAAAGUACAAAGCAUUGGUGCUACUGUAGAUGCCAACAGACUACCAGCAAACACAAUGUUUGCAGGACUUCUACAACGAGGAUAAAGUGACAUAGUCCAGGACCCGAGGGAGACAGUGUAGCGGCGCAGAAACACUUCUGUUACAGACACUUGUCUUACUUUGUUAAAGCGGUUUACCUGUCCAGCAGAAAGAUUACAGGGUCUGUAAGAUCCCAAAGCGUCCCCCAUCGUUUAUGUUGACCCGGUUUUUUAGCUCUUGUCCGGUCUACCUCCGUUUUAAGCGCCCGUUUUUCCUCCAGAGUCUGUGUCGGCAGUCGUGGCUAAAGGAGGAUUCAGACAAUUUUCCAAACUUUCUGGUUGGUUUCUACUGUCCGAUAUUAUAGCACGCUAACUUUGUUUGGGCUCAUGAACGUCAUGGGGGAGCAGCAUCUGCCUCACAACCAAUCAGGAUGGGGGAGGUGGAGGAUGGCUUUGUUUACAGUCAGAAAGAGCGGACCGCUCGAAAAUUUAAAAAUAUUGACUGCACAGACAUAACAAAACACAGCGAUAUCAUGAUAUUCCCAAAUGUCAUCAAUGACUAAUAACUAUUGACUGAUAUUAAAAACUUUUUUGUAAAUAUGCCACAAAAAAAGAUGCUUCUUUAACAGAAUCCUGCCUACCCCACCUUUUAAAUAAUAGAACAUGUUUUACAGUUUAAUCAUAUCAAUAUCAUGUUAAAUCUUUAUUUCAAAGGAAAGCUUAAAAGAAAGUGAAAAAAGUUCAUUUGUCCAAAAUAUACAGAAGAAUAAACAAAGAAAGCUUUUAAAUACGCCUCACCCAAAAGCUCUUAUAUCAGGAUCUGAGGUUUUGAUUCACGCUGAAGUGAUGUCGUCUCUUCUCGCCUCUCUCUGCAGUUGUUGACGGUUGCAGAUCUCGGUCUCAACCUCAGUCAGAACUUCACCAUCAGCUGGAUGUGAUCAGGAGGUUUUCAUCCGUGGGUUUGUUUUCUCUUGUGUUGAGACGGUGGGGUUUACCCUCUGAGAAGUGUAGGAUUGGUUCACCUGACGCGGCUAAAGACCUGCAGACUGACUCAAAGUAAAUGUUUCUAUGAUGCCUGAUGGAGCUCUGAGACAAAAACUGUUCAGUAAACGGUUGUUUGUGUCCUCCAUGUUUGUAGAAAACACACAUAGAAACAAUCGCGCACACACUGACAAACAGCCUGAACACUGCUUUAGAUUUCUGUGAUUGAAAAUGUCCCGAUAGUUCAACUCCAGCUUCACUUUGUUUUUGUUUGAAGUAUUUCCAUCAGCAGAGAGAUGAUGUGCAAUAAGUGAAGAAGAAAAGGAGGAUCAAGUGUAAUUUACUGUUUGUGCUUGAACGCUGAUCAAAGCCGAUAUUUGCACUCAUCGGCGCUGCAGUAUUGUGAAGGUAGUGACAGGUGCCUUAUGAUUCCUGUUUGUGUGUUUUCUGAGUGUCUCUGGAUUUGUUUGUUCGUUCAACUUGUUACGUUUCCGAUGAUAAACCUGAGCUCUGCUAUGCACGAAGAUGACUUAAACGUAGACCUACAGCAAACUAGAUCCGCUCUGAGUGUCCUGUGAUCAUUUUCGUGUGAAUAUCCACUGACAAUCCUUUUUUGUGUGAGUGUGUGUCUGUUUUGCAAUGUUGAGUGAUGAUCUCUGACGAGGAUUGAUUAAAAAUUUGACCAUAACGCUGUGAAAAUCUGAAGCUUUGCACCUUUCGGAGCUUUUAACGAUGAAUGUGAGCUGUCAACUUUGCAAGAGCUGAAGAUGUUUCCGAGCAUGUAAAGUCUAUUUCACUGCCGUUCGUGUCAAAAAUGUGGCUUAAUGUUUGCAAUAUUUCACGAUGAAUUCUUGUGUUUUGUUUUUUUGUUCAUUUGCUCAUUAAUUAAACAGAAAAUACAAAACCAC
This is a messenger RNA of Xyrichtys novacula (pearly razorfish), 14897 nucleotides long. The record is from the annotation of a GenBank genome assembly. Lineage: Eukaryota; Metazoa; Chordata; Actinopteri; Labriformes; Labridae.